This is a messenger RNA of Iphiclides podalirius (scarce swallowtail), 4461 nucleotides long. The record is from the annotation of a GenBank genome assembly. Lineage: Eukaryota; Metazoa; Arthropoda; Insecta; Lepidoptera; Papilionidae.
AUGAACGUCCACUACCAGCACCACAUCUGCCCCACCUGCGGCAAGGGCUACAUGACCGCGCCGCGCCUGCGGAAGCACACGGAGGUGCACGUGACAGGGACUUUCCCGUGCGACAAAUGCGCCAGGGCGUUCGGCACGCGCGCCGCCCGCGACCACCACAAGGCUAGAGCGCACGCCAAGGGCCCCCGCUACGAGUGCCCCCACUGCAGCCUCCGCUUCAAGGGCUACUACGAGCGCAUGAGCCACAUGGACGAGGCGCACCGCGAGAAGCCGGUCACGUACCGCUGCGGCGUGUGCGAUCUCGGCUUCAAGACCAGCGGCAAGCGGGCGAGCCACGUGCGCACGGUGCACCUGCAAAGGCCACGCAGCCACGCGUGCCCCCGUUGCGACUGGCUGUUCCGCACUGGCUACGAGCUGAAGCGGCACAUGGUGAGGCACACGGGCGAGAGGCGGUUCGCGUGCGCGGCGUGCGGCAAGUGCUACCCGCGGAACCGCGCACUGAGGGCCCACCAGCGCACGCACGAGGAGCUCGCUUGCAAGUGCUGCGGAACGGUUUUCAAGCAGCGAGCCCAGAUGCUCGCCCACGCCCGCUUCCAGCGUCCCGAUCUGGGGCCGCUGUGCGUCGCCGCGGAUAAGCGGCAAUUGAAGGUUACAUCACUGGCCGGAUUCCGUCGUUCCAUUUCGAUACGCGGGCGUCUUGAUUUACUCGGUACCGCUACCGCGGAUGCGGUGCCAAAGAUCAAAGUGCGCGUUAGGAGGUUGAAAGAGAACGUAAGCGAGCGUCAAAUGCGGAGACGUCGGCGCGCUAACAACCAGCUCUCCGAGGAGUCGGAGCGGCGGCUCGCGAAAACAAUGAUGCGGAGGAACGCGAUGACCCUUCUAGAAUGUUCCACCGCGUGGGCCUUUCGAUGGUUCCACAGCGCGUUCUACUGCUCUUAUUGCGAUGCGAAGUUCAUCGACCCGAGUCCGUUGCGCGACCACGUUGUCUCCUCGCACCUGACCGACCCGCCCACCAAUCGGGUGUUCUCAAAGCUGACAGAGAAUAACAUGCUCAAGGUUGAUGUGACUGACUUGCGUUGCCGGCUGUGCGGCUGUCGCUGCGCCACCCUCGAGGGCCUCAAAGAUCAUUUGGAUGCCGCGCAUAGAACCACUCUCAGUGGGGAGCACAGCGACGGAGUAUUACCGUUCAAACUGGAGCAGAACGGUUUCCAUUGCCAGAUAUGCUUCGAGCACCAUCCCAGUUUCGCCAAAAUCAACGAGCAUAUGAACGCCCACUACCAGAACUACAUUUGCGACGCAUGCGGAAAGGCGUUCGUAUCCAAGUCCAGGUUCAGGUCGCACGUGCAAUCGCACGAGAUCGGUAGCUUCCCGUGCGGGAUAUGCGACGAGGUGCUGCAAACGCGCGCGGCUCGAAUGUGCCACAGACUGAAGGUGCACAGGAAAGGGGUGCGUUACACCUGUCCCCGAUGCCCCGAAGUUUUCACCACGUAUUAUGCGCGGGCGAAACACUUGGUCGAGGGUCAUGCACAAAAAAGACGAGAUUACGACUGCACAGUAUGCGGAACAACUUUUGACACCAGUUGCAAACGAGCUGCGCACUUUCGCGCCGCUCAUAGGCCUACUGAGCGGCGCUACGCGUGCCUCCACUGUGUGGAUGGAAUCGACUCUCCGCGUGCGCCCGAUGACGGGGUCAAAGUAAAAUGGAGGAGGACGCGUCGGUUGAGUGGCGAAAAGGCUAACGCGGCGCUCUUCCUUGAGCACUCGAACGCCGUUGCGUUCAGGUGGCAGCGGGGCAGGUUUAUGUGCGCCUAUUGUCCGCGCUCGUAUCCCAGCGUGCACGAUAUACGCCAGCAUUCAUCCGAGCACGGCCACAAGCUGGACGUGUUUAUAAAUCGGCAAGUGCGCAACACGUUUCCUUUGCGCGUCGACGUCACGAACCUGGCAUGCGCCGUUUGUGGCGAGAAGUCCCAGAGCGUCGAAGAGCUGAAGAUGCAUCUCACAGACAGUCACGCCAAAGUUUUCCGCUCUGAUUGUGGUGACGGUGUCGUCCCUUUCGCUUUGACAGGCAAGGGUUUCAAGUGCGCACUAUGUGGCGCGCCGUUUGAGAGCUUCCUGAGGCUCCACGUGCACAUGAACGGGCACUAUCAGAGCUUCGUGUGCCCUGUUUGCGGGAAAAGCUUUUCGGGCAGGCACAAGCUGCGCGCUCACCAGAAAUGCCACGACCUGGGAGAGUUUGCGUGCGCCAAAUGUGGCAGUACCUUUACAGACCGCUUGGCUAGAAACAGGCACUUUGCGGUGGCGCACGGUACUCACCAACGCUACCGCUGUCCCAUUUGCAGCGAGCAUUUCGAUUCAUACCACUCCCGUUUGAGGCAUCUGGAUCGAGAGCAUGGGCAGCGAGCCGAGUACAAGUGUCGCCUGUGCUCGUUGAAGCGCGGCGAGUUCGUGUGCGCCAUCUGCCCCGCCUCGUUCGGGGACUUUGCAGGUGUGAGGGAGCACACCGAAGGCCAUCAGAAUAGGCUUGAGGCUGUACGCUGGGCGCGUCCCUUCGACUCUGUCAAGGCGGAUAUCAACCAGCUCCAGUGCAAGCUUUGCUCGCGCGCUGUUACCGAUUUGGAUCAGCUCGCUGACCACCUGAUAACGGCUCACAACAAACCUUUGCUGAAGCAACACAGUCUUGGCAUCACCCCGUUCAACCUAUGUGGCAGCGUGUACUCGUGUUCGAUCUGCGGCGAGCGCUUUGACCUCUUCACCAAUCUCAACACUCACAUGAACCAGCACUACAAGAACAACGUUUGCUUCAAGUGCGGUAAGACGUUCGCGGCACCGCGACGUCUCCAGGCGCACAUGGUCACCCACGACGUAAUGGACGGCGGUUAUAGAUGCCAAAAGUGCGGCGAUACCUUUCUCAACCGCAAACUGAGGAGCAACCACGUUACAUACGUGCACGGCCCGAAGCUCAAGUACCGGUGCCCCUACUGCAAGACCAUGUUUAAGGGCUACGGAGACAGGACCAAACACCUUAACGAAGUGCACGAUAGGAAGGUGGAGUAUCCCUGCCACUUGUGCACUGCUGUCUUCGUGAUGUGCAACCAGAGGACGAAGCACAUACAACAGGUGCAUGUUAAAGACAAGCCAUUCGAAUGCGAGCACUGUCCUUUCAAGUCAUCCACCGCCGCCAGGCUGCGCAGCCACAUGGUAAAGCACGUAGGUGUCAGAAAGUAUCAAUGCGACAUAUGCAAAAAGGCAUACUGCCGCAUGAAGACUCUGCGCGAGCACAUGCGCAUUCACAACAACGAUAAACGCUUUAUCUGCCAGCAUUGUGAUGCGGCGUUUGUGCAGAAGUGUAGAAGAAAAUCGGAAGAGAUACUUGUUAAAACUGAAGUGGGAUCCGACACGGAGAAUACGGCCGCGGCCGUCCUUGCCUCUGCCCGAGACGCGGGCAACGAGAGGCGAGCCGCCUUCCGCGAUAACAUUCGGAUUAUAAUGGAAACGUGCACCGCCUGCCCAUUCAAAUACAGGAAGGGCGCGUACCUGUGUUUCUUCUGCAAAACUUCCUUCCUGGAGCCGGAGCGAUUGCGCGACCAUACGCGGCUCCAACACUCUGACGUGAAACAGCUGAAGCCGCGAAAGUAUGAGCCGUUAAAGAUGGACUUCGCGCUGGCCGCGUGCAAACUUUGUGGCGCGUCCGUUACAGACUACGAAACCCUCAAGACACACUUGAGUGAACACGGCAAACCUUUGGACUGCUCCCACGGCGACAGUGUUCUGCCAUACAGCCUGACUAGAGAUGCGCACCGCUGCCAAAUAUGCGGCGGCUGCUACGAGACCUUCUUGACUCUGCACAAGCACAUGAACGAGCAUUUCGAACGCUUCAUAUGCGAGACGUGCGGCAAGCGCUUCGCCACAUCGCAGCGAAUGGUGAACCACGCCCGUACGCACGAGCGCGGCGCGUUCCCUUGCAAACGCUGCGGCGACACGCUACCCUCGCACGCGGCUCUCUACGCGCACGUCGCACGCGCCCAUCGUGCCAACAAGCGCUACAAGUGUCCCGUCUGCGACGAGAAGUUCGCCUCGUACAAGCACCGCCUGAAACACCUCGCCGCCCACGGAGUGCGCACCGCCCUCUUCCCCUGCCCCUCUUGCCCGCGCGUCUUCGAUCUGUGCAGCAGACGAACCGCCCACGUUCGCUUCCAGCACCUGCAAGAGCGCAACCACUCGUGCCCCCUGUGCUACAUGAAGUUCUUCACCCGCUACGAGCUACGCGAGCAUUCGGUGAAGCACGGUGGCGAAAGGAUAUACCAGUGCGACGUCUGCAAGAAGUCGUACGCGCGCCUGAAGACGUUGAGGGAGCACAUGCGGAUACACAACAACGACAGGCGCUUCGCGUGCCAGGUGUGCGGGCAGGCGUUCGUGCAGAACUGCAGCCUGAAGCAGCAUCUGAGGGUGCACCACCCGAGC